Molecule: messenger RNA, 9256 nt
Organism: Pangasianodon hypophthalmus (striped catfish)
Lineage: Eukaryota; Metazoa; Chordata; Actinopteri; Siluriformes; Pangasiidae
Gene: erc1b
Product: ELKS/RAB6-interacting/CAST family member 1b
Exons: 21
Coding region: 496-3876 (1126 amino acids)
Biological process (GO): regulation of synaptic plasticity; maintenance of presynaptic active zone structure; neuromuscular synaptic transmission
Cellular component (GO): cytoskeleton of presynaptic active zone
Molecular function (GO): structural constituent of presynaptic active zone
Source: RefSeq, a predicted model, not a curated record
AGCGCCCUGGCUCGCGGAGCUGCUCGUAGUGGUGGCGGCGCGCGCGCGCAAGACACACAGCGAGAGAGAGAGAGAGAGAGAGAGAGAGAGGAAUACAGAGGUAGGAAAAAAGGGAAUAACUAGUUGGAAAGAGGAUCUUUUUCGUCUUUAACGGAUUUGUAACUCAUAACGGUCCGUCUGGGAGACAAGAAUCAGGGCUGAAGUUCUCCUCAAACCGGUUAAACUGGAUCUCUGAGACGGUCACUGUGUUGUAUAAUCCUGGGUGAAGCACCAGUUAAUGGACUAAGCUAAUGAGAACCCUGUCCAUUCCCUGUGGAGUGUAGAGCCGAGUCACCGCAUUAAUCACUCAGACAUUUCAAACAUGAGAAAUUUGUUCCUGUUGUGUAGUUAAGCGACGCUCCCAGGCCCGAGCUCCUCGACUCGUGAGGAUCACCUGAACCAGCCUCUGUGAUAUUUACACAGGUUUCUCGUCCCUUUACUCAAAGCCGAGCCGUGAUGUAUGGUAGCGCCCGCUCAGUGGGUAAACCGGAGGGCAAUCAGAGCCCCGGACGCUCUCCGCGCCUGCCUCGCUCUCCUCGCCUGGGCCACCGGCGCAAUAACAGCACAGGGGGUACGGGGGGCAAAACGCUCUCCAUGGAGAACAUCCAGUCUCUGAACGCCGCCUACGCCACCUCCGGCCCCACGUACCUGAGCGACAAUGACGCGACCGCCCCCGCCUCUGUCUCAGACAUGCCAAAGAGCACUAUGACCCUGGGCCGCUCGGGUGCUCGGCUUCCCUACGGCACGCGCGCCACAGUGGCGGGUAGCAGUCCCAACAUCGCCAGCGACUCCAUUGCCUUCGGGGAUCACCACGUGCCUGCAGCCAUGGCGUCCACCGUGCCGCACUCGCUGCGCCAGGCCCGCGACAACACCAUCAUGGACCUGCAGGCGCAGCUGAAAGAAGUUCUGCGUGAGAACGAGCUCCUGCGCAAGGAGGUGGACGUCAAGGAGAGCAAGCUCAGCUCAUCCAUGAACUCCAUCAAGACGUUCUGGAGCCCCGAGCUGAAGAAGGAACGCGCCCUGCGCAAGGACGAGGUCUCCAAGAUGGCUGUGUGGAAGGAGCAAUACCGCGUGAUGCAGGAGGAAACACAGCACCUCCAGAUGACCAUCCAGGCUCUCCAGGAUGAGCUGCGCAUCCAGCGUGACCUUAACCAGCUGUUCCAGCAGGACUGCAGCGGGGCGCGGCCGGGGGAACCGUUCUCCGCCGAGCUCACCGAGGAGAACUUCCACCGGCUGCACAGCGAGCACGAAAGGCAAGCCAAAGAGCUGUUUCUCCUGAGAAAGACUCUGGAGGAGAUGGAGCUGCGCAUCGACACGCAGAAACAGACGCUCAACGCUCGGGACGAGUCCAUCAAGAAGCUGCUGGAGAUGCUGCAAAGCAAAGGCCUGUCGGCCAAAGCCAGCGAGGAGGAGCACGAGCGUACGCGGCGUCUCGCCGAGGCCGAGAUGCACAUCCACCAUCUGGAGAGCCUGCUGGAGCAGAGGGACAAGGAUAUGAGCGCACUCAGGGAGGAUCUCCACCGACGCUACGAGGGAGCGCCUGAUUCUGCCAAGACCAAAGCCCUACAGACCGUCAUCGAGAUGAAGGACUCUAAGAUCAGUUCUCUAGAGCGCAGUCUGAGGGAUCUGGAGGAGGAGGUGCAGAUGCUGAAGUCCAACGGAGCUCUAAGCACAGAGGAGAGAGAGGAGGAGAUGAAGCAGAUGGAGGUCUAUCGCAGUCACUCCAAGUUCAUGAAGAACAAGGUAGAGCAGCUGAAGGAGGAGCUGUCUCAGAGCGAGGCCCAGGCCGAGGAGCUGAGAAAGCGAACGGCUGAGCUGCAGCGGGAGCUCUCUGCAAUUGACCAGGUGAAGCAGGACCUUUCUAGGAAGGACACAGAACUUCUGGGCCUGCAGACCAAACUCGAGACGCUCACCAAUCAGUUCUCAGACAGCAAGCAGCACAUCGACGUCCUGAAAGAGUCUCUAACUGCCAAAGAACAGCGAGCUGCCAUUCUACAGACAGAGGUGGAUGCCCUACGCCUGCGUCUGGAGGAAAAGGAAGCCAUGCUGAAUAAGAAGACGAAGCAGAUCCAGGAAAUGUCAGAGGAGAAAGGCACACUCAAUGGAGAAAUCCAUGACCUUAAAGACAUGCUCGACGUCAAAGAGCGCAAAGUCACUGUGCUCCAAAAAAAGAUCGAGAACCUGCAGGAGCAGCUGAAAGAUAAGGAGAAGCAGAUGAGUAGUCUGAAAGAGAGGGUCAAAUCCCUGCAGGCUGACACCUCUAACACCGAUACAGCUCUCACUACGCUCGAGGAGGCGCUGGCUGAGAAGGAGCGAAUUAUCGAGCGGCUGAAGGAGCAGAGAGAUCGAGAUGAGAGGGAGAAGGGAGAAGAGCUGGAAACCAGCAAGAAAGAACUAAAGGAGCUGAAAGAGAAAAUUAGCCUGCUGCAGGGAGACCUGUCUGACCGUGAGACAUCUUUGUUGGAUCUGAAGGAGCACGCCUCAUCACUGGCCUCCUCGGGUUUGAAGAAGGACUCCAAGCUCAAGAGCCUGGAGAUUGCACUUGAGCAGAAGAAAGAGGAGUGUAUCAAACUGGAGAGUCAGCUCAAGAAGCACACUGAGCACAUAUCAGGCCAUUCCUCCAAUCUUGCUCAGACGGCAGCUGCAGAGGCUCAGGCGAACACAGAGCUGUCAGAGCGCAUCAGCACCCUCGAGCAGGAGGUGAACCGCCACAGAGAGGAUGCUGGGAGAGCCCAGGCUGAAGUGGACCGUCUGCUGGAGAUCCUCAGAGAGAUGGAGAACGAGAAGAACGACAAAGACCGCAAGAUCAGUGAACUGGAGAGUUUGACUUCAAGGCAGAUGAAAGACCAGAGCAAGAAGGUGGCCACUCUGAAACACAAGGAGCAAGUGGAGAAGAACCGGAAUGCACAGCUGAUGGAGGAGGCUCGCAAGCGGGAGGAUAAUAUCAAUGAAAGCUCUCAGCAGAUCAAGGACUCUCUGAGGCAGAAAGAUGAACGAAUCGAGGAACUGGAAGAGGCGCUACGUGAGAGUGUUCAGAUCACUGCAGAGAGAGAGAUGGUGCUGGCGCAGGAAGAGGCUGCACGCACACAUGCAGAGAAACAGAUGGAGGAGCUGCUAGGAGCGAUGGAGAAGGUGAAGCAGGAGCUGGAGUCUAUGAAGGCCAAGCUUUCGUCCACGCAGCAGUCCCUGGUGGAGAAGGAGGCCCACCUGACCACACUGAGAGCCGAGCGCAGGAAGCACCUGGAGGAGGUUCUGGAGAUGAAACAGGAGGCGCUACUGGCAGCCAUCAGCGAGAAAGACGCCAACAUCGCACUCCUGGAGCUGUCCUCCUCUAAAAAGAAGAAGACUCAGGAAGAAGUGGCUCUGCUGAAGAGGGAGAAAGACAGAUUGGUGCAGCAGCUCAAACAGCAGACGCAGAACCGGAUGAAACUGAUGGCUGAUAAUUAUGAGGAUGACCAUCUGAAGGCUUCUUCAAAUUCAGACCAGAGUAAUCACAAACCCUCUCCAGAUCAGAUUAUUCCCCCUCUCAUAGACCUCAAUCAGAACCGCAGUAAGCUGAAAUUGUACAUUGGCCAUCUCACAGCCCUUUGUCAUGAGAGAGACCCCCACAUCCUGCAGGACCUGGCUCCACCCUCAGCUUACCACCGCAGCCAGAGGGACGCCUGGGAGGAAGAGCUACAAAAGAUGAGCCUGGAGGAGCUGGAAUCGGAGCUGGAGCAGUGUGAGCGAGAGAGCGCUGAGCUGCAGGAGUAUGCCAACUCGGUCCUGCAGCAGAUCGCAGACCACUGCCCCGACAUCCUGGAGCAGGUCGUCAACGCACUGGAGGAGUCGUGCUGAACGUGCCACGCUCUCCUCCACUUUUUUUCUCGUUUUUAUUUUAGUUUUUUUGUUGGGAAAUCCAGACCUGCUUCCCGCCUCCCGUCUCACCGCUAUGAGCUCAAGGACACCAGCGUGCAUCUGCCCCCACACUUCCAGACACCAGACCGGAAGGACAGGAAGGAGCUGGAGUGUAAAUUGGGAUGAGCAUCAGCACAUCAGCACAGGGCACAGCUGAACGAGUCUCGCGGGGGUCGUUCCUGCUUCAGUCUUCUCCUGACUCUGUCUCUCAUCACCUACCUAUCCUCCUCUCUGCUGGUUUACUGCUUCAAGUCCCCGAUGUUUACAGCUCGCUCACACACACAUAAACACACUGAGACAAAGCGGCGAAGUGCAGUAUUAAAGGAGAAGUCCAUUAAGUCCAUCAGCAUGAGUGAAACCAUAACAUCUUACCCUUAACAUGUGCUCAUGUCUGAAGAGGCUCUCUCUCUCUCUCUCUCUCUCUCUCUUUCUCUCUUUCUGGGUCCAUAAAUCUGUUCUCUGAGGAUCUCCAGACGCAGGAUCACCAAAAACGUCCUUGUUUCUUUUCUUAGUUACUCAUAUUGAGUGAGUCAAAUGAAAUCACUCCAGAGUCAUUUGCUCUCUACUGAAAAUCCCAUCAUACAGCACUGUAGGUCAAUCCAUAACCCUCUUACUACCCAGGACCCCCUUUAGAGUUACGUUUAAUUCAUUGCCAAAAUUGUCUGGGAGAGCAGGAGAGAACCUUUGAUUUUCUUAGGUUUAUUGCCGUCACUGUUUGUUCGUCUGAGUCAUUUAAGGAAAUUAGAAAAUGUAUUAUUAUUGGCAGGAUUAUUAGUGGUUCCCGAAAAGCUGAUUUUAUUACAGAGAUGUGUAUAGAAAUAUACACUAUAUAUAUAGGAAAUAUAGAAUCAGGACAGGAGGUUGUAUUAUAUAAAUUAUAUAGUGGCCUGAAUAAGGGCUUCACCAGAGCGACUGUUACUUUUGGUUGUUGAAAAUAAGUAAAUCUUUUCUUCUUUUUUUUCGUUACUCCUUUUCCCACUUUAAUGAUGGGUUAUUCCGAUGUUCCUCGUUAUCUCUUUCACUCCCGCUCUCAAGCCCCUUGUCCCAUGCACAAGGUGAAUCUGCUCACCAUUUAUGAUUAUAUGAGUCUCUAUCUCCAGGCCAAGGGUGUCCAUGAAAGCAGGGUCAACUCAUCAUAAAUAUUGCCUCAUCAAUUACUUGCAAUUUGCUUUAAAGUCCACAGUUGACUCUCUUGCGGAUGUGGAUGACACUAGGCGUAAUCCGAACUCUGCUCCUCUUCUCUCUUCUCUCUUCUGUCUUGUUUUGCCCAGUGAUAAGCAGUGUGGAAUACUGCCACGUCUGUGAUCUCUGCAAGGCUUUAUCUUUCUUAUUAACACACACACACACACAGAGUCAUGCCACCAAACCAGCACACAGAGACAGAUAAGAGAGAAAGAAGGUAAACUCAUCACAGGGCUGGAUGUUUGUUUUACUCAAACAUAGCCUGGCAUCAUCGAUUGAGUCAUGGAGAAUUUAUAGCAGGUAUUUCUCCUUUGGUUGCAGCGUGUUUUCAGUUCCGUCUGCCGUGAGCCGUGUUCCAUUUGAGUGCAAAAGUUUGUGUGCCCUUAAGACAAAAAAAGAAGAUGAUAAAGAAAUUUAAUUUGUACGUAAAAGACACAGAGGCACUGAUUUAAUAAGAUCCCGAACAGCGCAUGUUAAUUUGCACGUGAUAUGGGAAAGAUUGUAUGCAAAACAAGUGGUAGAUGAUUUACAAAUAUUAAUUGCAUGAAGUCAAGGAAGUAACCCGAUGUAAACUCGCUGUUUGUGUGCGCUAUUUGUUUCAAAGAGUGAAGGUGAUACUCAUAUAUAAUACUGAUUAAAGACGAUAAGACACAUUUAAAAAAACUGUCCAAUGUAUAAACAAUAUGAACACAAAAUUCAUACAUGUGGGUGUAUUCUGUCCGUAAGGUGACCAUGAAUUAAAGCAUUUCAGCAGGCUGUGUUUAAAUACUUUUGUGGCUAAUAACUAAAAAGAAGUCACCUUGGUUAAGUCAUCAUUAUAAGAUAAUUGAGAGUUUUGAGAUACUGAUGCAUAAUCUCAUUAUUAAGAAGUAUAAGUUUGUUUUCAAAUGGCCUCUACAAAAAUACCUGCUUUUGGGUUGCAUUAAUUUGCGCACACAAGCACAUUCCUGAAGUGACUCUCAGUCAGCAGUAAAAUUGCUAAUUUAAUCUAUUUGCAUUGACACCACCUUGUAUUUUCUAUUUUUAAGUAGAAACACACCAAACUGCGUUUUCAUUAAAGCAAAUGUGCAAAAUCAGACAUCUAUUUUGAAAGACACAAUCCUCAGUGUUUAUAAUUCGUCUUGCACCUUUGUGCAGGUGCUAUCGAGUUUGCAUGUUUUUUUUUUUUUUUUUAACACACACGAACUUUAAAUUGGGUCCUUAGUGUUUUAGGUUUCACAGAUGUUCCUUCAUCAUUAUCACAAGUACCAAAUAUGGUUAAACAGCUUAUGUUAAGGUACUGAAAGUUAAAAAAGACAACAAAAUAUCAGUCCAUAACUUUGCACCCCCCCCCUUCUAAAUGUGAUCUAAAUAUUAUAAAUAAAUAACUUCUUCAACCUCUUUAAUCUGCAUUCUUCACAUCACUGAAAGUGUCAUAGCAAAACCUUUUUCCCUCCACAAACUAUUUUGCUGUUUAUUUUUGCUUUAUGGUUUAGAUGGCUCCACCCACAUUUCAUUUUCACUUAAUGGGAAUUCUUCUUUUUUUUUUUUUUUUUUUUUUUUUUUUAUUGUAGAUCAAUUGUAAAACAGACACACGUGUUCAACCAUGGGGGGUGCAAACUUUUGCACUCGACCGUAUAUAUAUAUAUAUAUAUGAGAUAAUACAAAGGUUAAUGAGAGCCCAUUUGUGCCAGUGUUUAAUGGCGCAGCAUGUAAUGGUGCCUCGCUUUAUGUUGGCAAUACCAAGGAAACGCCCUGAGACGGCACGGCACGAACGCAAAUGAUUUUAUUACAUUUUUAUUGCCACAAUUAAUCCUGAUGGGUUUCUUUAUAUGACAGAGCACACACAAAUCUUUGCUUCUUUUUCUCUCUUGUCUCCUCUCUCUCACACACACGCGCGCGCACACACGCAAGUGCAGUGUUUUGGCUUGGUACGCUUAGGUCUCUGAAAUAUGGGGCUCACUUAUCAGGGCUGUGGCUGAGUAUCCAAGCUUAGACUAAACACAGGCCUCUCGCACAUGCUCACUCUUACACAUCUACUUUCACACACACAACGAGGAUUUAUGAGGCGCACUCUAACGCUGCUCUCUGCCUGCCUCUGGUCAACUCUGAAUUCAGCGAGAAAACAAGAAUGAGUAACCAGAAACAGAUCAGAGAGUGAAAGUGAAGGAGAGAGGAUAUUCUCUUGUGUGUGUGUGUGUGUGUGUGUGUGUGUGUUGUGUGGUAUGUAGUGAUUCUCAGAGUCGCUAGUGUUUUUGUGUCCUCGCACACACACUUGAUUUCCCUCACUACCCUUCAGUUUAUCACAGGUUUUUCCAGUCGUUACUUUCGUCUAUAUCGUCUAUAUCUGGCUUGGUUUGUUGUGUUUAAUUUGCAUUUUCUUCAUAAGUUACACGUCGCACUUUAAGUUACGGUGCCUUGCAUAUUUGGAAGACUGGCAGAUCAGAAGCACAUCUGCUCGUAUAAUUAUGAUUAAGGUAUUUCUUUACAUUCUGGACAGUUUUUCCCCCCCCCGGUGUCAAGUGCAUCUAGAAAGGGAGGUGAAGACUCAGAUGUUCUCUAGUGUUGUCUUUUAAAGCAAUGCCAUACUCAAUUCUUCAUUUUCUCAUUUCAUUGUGGAAUUUUUCCAUUAUCUAUCAGUGUUGAGUGCACAGUCAGGUCUCUGCUCACGCUGUCUGGGAGUUGACAGUAUCGCAGACGAUCAUUAGAAAUAAACACAAAAACACGCCGUCAGUCAUCUGCUGAUUUUUUUUUUUAAUCUUUCCUAAUACGUGACAUGAGCGCAGCAGUGAAGGUCAGCGCCUGUCUUUGAGAUUCUGAUUUAUUUGCUAUUGCUUUUGUCUGUUCACUCAGCGAUGAGAACACUGCCAGAGAAAUUCUUCCUGGACUCGUUUAACGCUCCCCCUACACAUACACACAUAUCUAUAUUUAUAUAUUAGCUGAUAGAGGGAGAUGAAUAGAGUUGAACUGUGUGUUGUUGUUGGGGUUUUUCUUUUUUUUUUUCCACACAAUGUUGUUUAUGAGGAGGGGAAGACAUCCGUCUGAACAAAAUGGCCACCACGUGCCCUACAUCUUACACGAAAAUACGAGAUAUAAACGUGUCUCAAAUAAUUUCUAAGUGUCAAAUAAAAGCUGUUAACACAGGUUCUGAAAAGCAUUACUGUGUGGUUGAUGAUGUACCGUUGCUAUGUACUCAAUACUCUUCUUAUGUUCUUUUUUUUUUUUUUUCCGCAGCCUGUUCAAAUGUGUGAGAUUGAAAGUGUUGAAUUUUUUUUUUUUCUUUUUUUUUUUUUUUUUAAAUCACUAAUGUGCAAGUGUGUUCAGGGGUGGAAAAGCCUCCCUCCAUGACUGUGCUCCACGUGUGCUCACUGACCCCUAACACCGUUUGAACUACUAAAACUGUGACUCUGGAUUGCAGGUCACCUUUGUUUGAGCGUGAAACACAAUCCAGACGCUUUUCUAUUUCCUGUCGUUGUUUACCGCUCAUGUUUAGAACGACACUCGCGUGUUACGACCCUUUAAGUAGCUCUCCAUUAAAUAGUUUACUUAUUCACUCAUCUCCUAUUGGCAUUAUUUACCUAAACACUCAGUGGACACGUCCGCAUUUUUCAUGGUCACAUCCGUCCGAUUAGUUUACAGGACCAAACCAUGUUAAACAUCUGCUGAAGGAUCAGGAGAGUUUGGCUGUGUGAGACUGAAUGAAUCCGGGUCUACUGUUAAAAUCAACCAAAGCUGAACUGAACGCCUGUUACGUUACUUUACGCUCGAAUCCUGACAGAGUCGUGAAGGUCAAACCAAAGACGUGCAGCCUUGUGUUAGAUCACACACUUUUCUGAAAGUUUUUAUAUCUUUUUUUUUUUUUUUUUAUGCCAGAAUGCACAGAUUGACCACACAUUGUGAAGUACACUGAAUAGGGCUCCGAUCUCAAAUAAUUUCAGUUACAUUUUCAUUGUUAAAUAUGCAUUUCUGCACCUUUUUAAUCCACUAAUUCAACACCGCAAUAUUUAAUUUAGUGGAUGUUUAAAAUUCUGCCUUCAGUUACAGUUUCUACAAAGUCGUACCACGUUUUCCAGCACACUGACGCAGUCCUGGAGGGUGCCUAUCCCCUUUCCACCUUAAUUUAAUACAUUUAAUAAAGGAAAAGAUGUUUUAAAAACAA